AUGUUAGACGAUAGGUACUCGACCGGACCCAAACACCCUUCUCCCACCUCGAUCGAGUUUAUCAUACAUAAACGGACUGAACCUGAACAUUUUCCUCCCACGCCGAUCGAGUAUACCGAAAGGAAGCAUACCGAAAGCCGACCGGAUGAGCAUCAUAAGAUUACCACCAAUAUCAGCGACUACGGCGUAUGUACAAUCAACGAAAAGGCCCAGCGCACCCUCCCGCCAUGGAUGUCGCCAGAAUCAUGUUUUGCUAUCAGAACAUAUGACUAUCGAGGACGACGUGGGAAAUACCAAUGUCCAUGCUGUGGUCUUAUUCGGCUUCCUAACAUUUUUCUCGUAUACAACCACAUAGCACAGCACGUUUCCCGUUACGUUUGCUUAGUUUGCUUCUCUGGUGUUACCGCAAAAUCCCAUAUUAUUUUACAUUAUCGUCAACAUGAGUACCGCGGUGAGGCCCCAAUAACCCUGAUGCGGGGAGUCCACUAUACGGACAUGACACCAGAGGAAAUGCUGCAGGCCAGUCAGCUACUCGAAAAAGCAGGAGAGAGCGGACCAGAAUCACCAUUCGUAAGUGUAAAGCGGAAGGGCCAACCCCAAUCUUGGGAGGUGGGACCCACGGGGCCAAAGAAAAUGGCCUGGUAUGGCCUCCCGGAGCGUCGAACUCGGAAGGAUAUAACAAAGAUUAUAGGAGGACGUCCAUUGCGCCCCGUUCAACAAAGAUCAUCUCGGUAA
This is a messenger RNA of Orbilia oligospora ATCC 24927, 735 nucleotides long. RefSeq lists its product as uncharacterized. The transcript has 2 exons. The record is from RefSeq and is a predicted model, not a curated record. Lineage: Eukaryota; Fungi; Ascomycota; Orbiliomycetes; Orbiliales; Orbiliaceae. The coding region runs from base 1 to 735 and encodes 244 amino acids.